Schistocerca cancellata (South American locust) is the source of this 1456-nucleotide messenger RNA. Its product is annotated as thioredoxin reductase-like selenoprotein T homolog CG3887. NCBI's taxonomy places the organism in Eukaryota, Metazoa, Arthropoda, Insecta, Orthoptera, Acrididae. Gene Ontology annotation, biological process: cell redox homeostasis. Gene Ontology annotation, molecular function: thioredoxin-disulfide reductase (NADPH) activity. The transcript is spliced from 4 exons. Gene Ontology annotation, cellular component: endoplasmic reticulum membrane. Bases 462 to 1028 code for a protein of 188 amino acids. The record is from RefSeq and is a predicted model, not a curated record.
AAUUGCGACAAUUUGAAAUACUCCAUUCAAAUGGGUUACAUGGUGAAAAGCAGGCAGGUGACCAAUCUUUGCUUCGUUGUCUUGUAAAUGGUGUACUAACUGUGGCAGUUCCACUGUGGGUGGCAGCAGUGCAACUCUGACCUAGUUUGCCAGGAUACGUAACAGCUCCCUAUAAACCAUCUUUGCUAACAAUGCCCUGGUGUCUGUCGUGUAUAAUGGAUGAAGGCCCAAAAGGACCAAGGGAAGGGCCUUUGUCCGUGUCUCAUUUAGGCGCUUUAGAGCUGCCUUAAGGGUCCAGUGACAUCUUUCUGCUAUCGCGUUGAUGGCAGGAUGCUAGCUUGUCAUCCAAUGAUACUGGCUGCUGUGCAAAUUCGACAGUUCUUAGAACAAACCCUUUUGGUAGAGCCAUCUGACAACACAGUGAUCUCACUGCUGAUGCCUGAGCUGCUAGCUCACCAUACAUGCCAGGGAAUAUAUGCCCAUCUUCCUGGAGCAACAAGACUCCCAGCUAUGGCCGUCGUUCCAGAUGGCCUUUGCAGUGGAGAGGUGGUGCCUGUGGGGAGAGCCGUCAAUCAGACUACUCGUGUGGAUAUGAGAAAGCAUUUCAAGAGUAUGCUAAUAUAAUACAGCAAAAGUAUCCCCAUAUUCGUGUUGAGGGGGAGAAUUAUCAGCCUCCCAGAUUAAGUCUGGUUAUAUCUAGGAUACUGUCUGUUUCCAGACUUUCCCUCAUAUUUUUAAUUAUUACUGGUUUCAACAUCUUUGAAAUAUUUCAAAUUGCUCAACCAGUAUGGUGGUCAUGGUGCAUUGACAAUAAGAUUUAUUCUUCCAUGAUGGUGUAUUUUAUGUGCAAUUCAUUUGAAAGCAUGCUGAUGUCCACUGGAGCUUUUGAAAUAACAUUUAAUGAUGUUCCGGUGUGGUCAAAAUUGGAAACAGGAAGAAUACCGCAACCUCCAGAACUCUUCCAAAUAAUUGAUAAUACAUUACAGUUCCAAAAUAAAGCUGACCUAAAACCUAACUUUCCUAAAUAAGUUUCAGAAGCUGUUGGAAGAGUGUUGUGCCACAGCCCUGUGAAAUGUAUUUUAUAAUGUUAUUUAACAACUGUGAUACCAUUAUAGAGUGUGAACAUGUUUAUGUUACCUAAUAAGCCUGUGUUAAAUGUGAAAUAUUUAUUAUUUAUUUUGUUGAGAGAUUUAUAUACAAUAGAUAAUACUGUGUGUGUGUGUGUGUGUGUGUGUGUGAGAGAGAGAGAGAGAGAGAGAGAGAGAGAGAGAGAGAGAGAGAGGAGGGUAUAUUUAAAUAUGCUAAAACAAAUUACAAUAGCAUUAGAUCACUCUUGUCUAAUGCAUUAUUUAAAUGGACCACAUAGUAUUCACUUCUGCUAGAAUUAAUUUUUCUUUACAUUUGUGUCGCUAUAUCAAGUAUUGUUUCAAAUACAUUCUGUUUUCAUUACUCAGUA